Molecule: messenger RNA, 2893 nt
Organism: Thrips palmi
Lineage: Eukaryota; Metazoa; Arthropoda; Insecta; Thysanoptera; Thripidae
Product: fibroin heavy chain-like
Exons: 4
Coding region: 1-2799 (932 amino acids)
Source: RefSeq, a predicted model, not a curated record
AUGGCUCUGCUUGCUCUGCGUGCUCUGUGCGUGCUGUCGCCGCUCCUGGCCUCGGUCGCAGCCUCCAGCCAAGAUGCGCUGCGCUCCGCGAUCGUGGACGACGGCAACGAAGGCGUGAUCCAGCACGGGAAUCGCCACCGCGCUGCACGGUCGCCCUUCCUCAUCCCGAGUGACAGCAUCAUUCGCCUCCAGUCCUACCCCGUCCUGGCUCCCCCGGUGCCCGCGCCCAGCGUGUACCAGUACAACCCGUACUACCCCGGUUUCGGAGGCGCGUCCUCUCAGAGCUUUGCCUCCUCCAGCAGUGGAGCGGGCGGCUCGGGGAACGCAGGGGCGAGUGCGGUAGCGCAGUCGUUUGGUGGUUCCGGACAGGCGGGCGCCUCUGCUAGUGCCCAGUCGUUCAGUGGUUCCGGAUUCCAGCCGAACCAUUCGGGUGCCACUGCCAACUCUCAGUCUUUUGGUGGUUCCGGUUACCAACCCAGUCAGUCGGGAGCCACUGCCAGCUCGCAGUCAUUCGGUGGUUCCGGUUAUCGUCCCGUUCCCACAUACGUCACUGGCGCCAACUCUCAGUCGUUCGGUAGUUCCGGUUACCGCCCCGUCCCUACAGUGGUCAGUGGAGCCAACUCGCAGUCUUUUGGUGGUUCCGGUUACCAACCCAGUCAGUCGGGUGCCUCCGCAAGCUCGCAGUCGUUCGGUAGUUCCGGAUACCGCCCAGUUCCCACAUACAUCACUGGAUCCAACGCACAGUCCUUCGGUAGUUCCGGUUACCGUCCCGUCCCUACAGUGGUCACUGGCGCGAACUCACAGUCCUUUGGUGGUUCCGGUUAUCAGCCUAGUCAGUCGCUUUCUACUGCGAACUCACAGUCAUUCGGCAGUUCCGGUUACCGUCCGAUUUCUACAGUGGCGAGUGGCGCCAACUCGCAGUCGUUCGGCAGUUCCGGUCUACAACCUAUUCAGUCGGGCGCCACCGCCAGCUCGCAGUCGUUCGGUAGUUCCGGUCUGCAACCUAUUCAGUCGGGCGCCACCGCCAGCUCGCAGUCGUUCGGUAGUUCCGGCUACCGCCCCGUCCCGACAGUGGUCUCCGCCGCCAACUCACAGUCAUUCGGUGGCUCUGGUUUCGGUUCCGGUGACUCAGGCGCGUCCGCCAACUCCCAGUCGUUCGGGGGAGCCGGGGCGGGCGCCCAGUCCAGCGCGCAGUCCAGCGCGCAGUCCGGCAGUGGCCUGAUACCGCCCUCGACGGCCGGGUCGACGGCCGGGUCGGAGGCCUUGGCUGGUUCGUCGGCGUCCUCCAUCGCGGCCGCGCAGUCCUUCGCCAGCCACUGGCCCCACGGCAGCAACGCCAUCGCGGCGUCCCAGGCGUCGUCGGGAGGCCAGUCGGGGGCAACGGCGGGUGCCGCGGCCCAGGCCUCGAGCGGCGUGGGGGUGGGCCAACCCGGCCAACCCGGACAGUCGUUCGGAGGGGCGGCCGCCGACGCGACUGCCCAAGCCCAGGCACAGGCCCAGGCACAGGCCUUCGCUUCCCACUGGCCCAGUCACCAAGGGGUGUCAACAGCCGGUGCACAGUCCGGCAGCUUGGGCUCCGGCGGCAGCAGUGCAGGAGCGCAGUCCUUCGCCUCUUCUGGUUCCGGUCAGGGUGCCAACGCAGGGGCCCAGUCUUUCGCGACGUCAGGUUCCGGUUCCGGCCAGGGCCUUUCCGGUGCCAACUCAGGGUCCUACGCGACAUCGGGUGACCAAGGCCUUUCCGGUGCCAACGCAGCAGCCCAGUCCUCAGCCACUUCCGGUCAAAGCCUUUCCGGGGCCAACGCAGCGGCACAGUCCUUCGCCACUUCCGGUCUAGGCCUUCCCGGUGCCAACGCAGGUGCGCAGGCUUUCGCUGUGUCCGGCACAGACGCCGCACAGGCCUUCGCCACCCACUGGCCCAGUAUUCACCAGCUGCUCAUUUCAGCUGCACAGGCUGCAGCUGGCAUCGGCUCCGGUAACACUGCAGGGGCGCAGUCCUUCGCCACUUCCGGUUCCGGAUCCGACCAGGGCCUCUCCGGUGCCAACGCAGCAUCGCAGUCCUUGUCCACCUCCGGUUCCGGUUCAGGCUCCGACCAGAGCCUUUCCGGUGCCAACGCCGGAUCGCAGUCCUUCGCCACUUCAAGUUCCGGUUCCGACCAGGGCCUCUCCGGUGCCAACGCAGCAUCGCAGUCCUUCGCCACUUCCGGUUCCGGGCAAGGCCUUUCCGAUGCGGGAGCGCAGUCCCUUGGUUCCGGCCUGUCCGGAGCCACAGGAUCGGGACAGUUGUUCCCCUUCGGGUUCAUCCCCGCCUUCGGGCCGCACGGCCCCUUCGGAGCGAAUGCUGAGUCUUCCGCCACUUCUGGCCAGGAUGUUUCCGGUGUGGCGGCACAGGGCGGCGCAGACGCCGCAGCCCAGUCCGGGUACUUCGGAGUGCCCGGAGCCACGGCGCAAGCGUCCGCCCAGUCCUCCGGCGAGUACGGACCCAGCGGCCCAACCGGAGCCACCGGAGCGAGCGCCAAUGCUCAGUCCGUCGGGUCCGUCGUCGGCUCGGACUACAGAGGGCAGUCGCAGUCCUCCGCCGAGGCGCAGGCCCACUCGGGGGUGGCAGGGCAGUCCGGAGCAAGCGCCUCUGCUGAAUCCGCUGCCGGAAACGGACUCGAAGGAGGAAACUCAAUCGCCAGCAGUUCCGCCCAGUCCGGGGAGGACUUCGUCUUCCCCCACCCGAUGGACGACGUGGAGGGGCUCCCUGUGGAGCGUGCUUCGGCAGCCGAGGCCUCGGCAGUGACCUCAACGGUGGCCUAGGGCCCAGCCUAAGGCCAGGACAGCACGCUGCUGCAUCUCUGCUUGAACGUCAAAAACCCUAGUCUAGACCAAAUGUGUCGUCUCGAGGACACGC